Messenger RNA from Oikopleura dioica, 2061 nucleotides. The record is from the annotation of a GenBank genome assembly. Lineage: Eukaryota; Metazoa; Chordata; Appendicularia; Copelata; Oikopleuridae.
AUGACUAAAGACGCAAUAAACGCCCAGAAUCCCGAUGCCAAAGAGCUCGAAAGACUCAGAGAAGAAGCUGGAAUCAUCAGAGACCCGAUCGACCAGCCAGACUUCUGGAGAGAGAGGAAAUCGGCGAUCAAGAAAGACCCAGUGACUCAAUACCCUCAGGAAUCAAAAGGACGAAUGCUCAUCCGACUCCGUCUCAGGAUUGGCGACAGAUUCAAAGACCUGCUUGAGCAGAUGGUCCAAGAUUUCACGAAUCCCAACGUCCAAAUGUCGCUCGACAGCUGGCAAGGCUCAAUCAACACGGUCUCCCGAGUCCUCUCCGAGCUUGUGCGCGAAGAAAAUGCGAAAAUCGCCGAAGACGACCGAGCCCAGUCGAACCAGAGCCUGUUCUAUGGAUGCCUCAACGCAGCGAAAGCUGCCAUCGAUGUCCAUCCGCUCCUCAACAUCGUCUACAUCGAUGAGUCUCUCGAGAUUCCAGAAGCAAGACUCCCAGCAUAUCAAGAACGAGUCUCAGCUCUCAAGUCAAGAGCGGACUUUCUGUUCCGAGAAGAUCGACUCCCCAAGGAGGAACUUCGCGAUUGGAAGAGGACUCGACGAAGCGAAUACGUCAAAGAUGGAGUCCCCAAAGACAUCGCAGCCACGCUGGCAAGACGCGACUCAAGAACCAUCGGCUGGACUUCUCGUCGAGACGGAACAACACAGACUCACCCGGUCGAAGCUCAACGAGCCAAAUGCCAGGAAACUCAAACCUAUCAAGAAUCAACAGAUUCCUCGAUGCAGACAGAGACUCAAACCUCAACCAACUCGACUCAAACUCAACUGCCACUGCCAUCAGACGACUCGAACAACAACGAGCGAGCAAGCAUUGACUCCGGCCCAGACUUCUUUGAAGACUCAUACAACGCACGCUCAGACCCAUCCCAGCUGAUGCCUUCGGCGAGCCACGGCCAUCCAGCGGACUCCCCUGAAGACGGCUUUUCCUCAGACGAAGAAGUCCUGGAAGACUCAGAAGACGAAGGAGCCGAAGCCACCGCGGGAUUCCCAGAGCCACAAAGCCAGGACAACCAGCAAGACUGGAGCCGAAGAACGGAUACACUCUUCGAGUCAGCGGAGGAAGAAAAAGCAGCGGAAGAAAGACGACUCAGAAUCGCCGCACGAUGGAAAGAGCCGCUGGAAAACAUAGAAGAAGAAUCCGAAUCAAACGCGUCGGCCAGAAUGCACCAAAAAGAAGAGGCGGAAGAACAAAGGCGACUCCAAAAAGAAGAAGUCGACAGGCUCAAGAAGCUCAAGGAAGAUCAGGAAGACAGAGAAAGAGUCAAAGAAGCCAUCAGAGCCCGCAUGAGACGCCAAGUGGAGGAGAACACGAGAAUCCGCCGUGAAUACUUCGAGGAAAUCCAGCGGAAAAAGGAAGAACAAGAAGCUCAAGAAAGACGCCUGGCUCGAGACAGAGAAGCGGAAGAAAAGCGCCAAGCAGCCAUCAAAGCGGAAGAAGAUAAGGUGCUCACGAAGCCACAGGUGGGAAUCUUGCUCGUCGCGGAAACCGGCAGAAGAGGAAACCAUUACUACCUGUCGAAGAAAGAAUCAAAGCUGAUGAGCAGAAUCUCAGUCCGAGCGAUGCUUGACAACCGCCGAAUCGAAAACUUCGAAGAAAUCAGACAAGCCUGGUUCAGCAGCGAGGGACUCCUCAAAUACAAAGACUCCCAGAGCCCCGGCCAUCGCCAGUUCAAGUACAACACCAGAGCCGGCUGGACCAUCAAAGAAGGAACCGAAAACUGGAGAUUGGACCCAGUUGCUGCACUCACCGCCGAGGAACGACGAAUCGUCCAUUACCUGGUGGAGUUCCUCAACUACCAGGGAAUCAAGCGAAGAUUCAAGGAAGCACUGGACCACGGACUCCUCGACCCCGCCAAGAUGGACGCGAUCCUCGUCUUCGCCUACAAAGUCUGCGGUGGUAACCUGGUCCACUACAUCCGUUUCGUCUUCGUCCGCCUCUACAGACUCAACGACAUCCCCAUCCCUCCAGUCCACCUAGACGCCACACCAAAGCCACGACGCUUCCACUAG